AUGAGUUCUCAAUACCAGCAAAAAUCAUCCGAUAGAAAAAGAGCUAAUCCAUUGAUAGAUUUAGUAGAAACUGAAAAACAAUAUAUAGCUGAUUUGAGAUGUUUGCUACAGAGGGUUACAUCAUGUUGGAGCUCCGAAGAUCUUCCUCCACCUGAAUUGGAUGCAAUGUUUCGUGUUAUUGAAGAAAUUUUUAAAAGAAACAAAAAAUUUUAUUCUAAAUUGUCAAAACUUGGCGCAUCCCCUCAAUCAGCCAAGGAAAUUGGAGAUGUGUUAAUGGCCUGGAUAGAUGAAAUGGAAGUGCCAUACACAAAUUAUUGUAACCAAUAUUGUCAAGGCUUUGAUGAUAGGAGGGAUAUUGAAGAAAACUUGAUUUUACAGCAGGUUUUAAAUGAUAUUUCUGCCGAAACGAAUCAGCCAGUAUCUUUGGAUUACUUUUUUGAUGUUCCGAUUAAGAGGUUACAUUAUUAUAAAAAAUUGUAUAUGGUUGGUAUCUUUCUUCUUUUAUUAUCUUUGAAUUAA
Scutellospora calospora is the source of this 519-nucleotide messenger RNA. Lineage: Eukaryota; Fungi; Glomeromycota; Glomeromycetes; Diversisporales; Gigasporaceae. The record is from the annotation of a GenBank genome assembly.